AUAGCAGGAACAGUCGACCGCCGAUUCUGGAAAAUGCAGACUACAGGCGACAAUAUUGAAUAGUUUUUUUCACCCGCUGAAUAGUAUAGAAAACCAUUAAAUGUAGCGUCAAGUCCUCUGUUUUUCAACUGUUUGUGAGAAAGUAGCAAAUAGAAGAAAAUGCCUCCCAAACCUAAUACCAAAGAGACAAAGAUUCUAAUGUCUGAACUGCUGUUACUGUGUGAAUGGGGAGAAUGCUCUCAUCAGUUUAAUAAUAUGGAGGAAUUCUUAUCUCACAUGAGUCAACAUCUUAUAGGACAUCAUUAUGAAGUUGGAAGGGAUGAUCCUAAUACAGACGGAGAGUUCCCAUGUGAGUGGAGAGAAUGCAACACAAUGGUCCAAGGACGUAGAACAGAUUUUCUACGCCAUGCCUACUUCCAUUGUUUUCAUGUCAAAAUAAAGAAUAUAGGAGAGCAGAUGAUACGUAAGAUGAAUUUAAGGGGAUGCUUGUUAGAGAACCAAAGUCGUAAUUUGAUACCAGAAUUACCAGAGAGACUUCAAUGUGGAUGGAAUAUGUGUGAGACAAUAAUUGACAAUCCAGAGAUAUUUUACCGCCAUGUAGAUAACCAUUCAGAGACAUUUCCUGAGGGUAACAAUUUAGAACACGGAGCUAGGUGUGAAUGGGAAGGGUGUGAGACAGUUGCCAAAAAUAAGUAUAAAUUACGUGAACAUCUACGUAGUCAUACACAGGAAAAGGUGAUAGCAUGUCCAACCUGUGGAGGACUAUUCUCAUCAAGGACCAAGUUUGUAGAUCAUGUUAAAAGACAGGCAGGGGUUGAAUCCCAGUGUUACCAGUGUUCCCAUUGUAAUAAAAGAUUCUCAUCAGAAAGAUUACUCAGAGACCAUGUUAGACAUCACGUCAAUCAAUACAAGUGUCCUUGUUGUGAAAUGACCUGUCCAACACCAUCAAGUUUGAAGUCCCACCUUCGAUAUCGUCACACCAAUGAAAAACCAUAUAAGUGUGAUCAUUGUGACUAUCGUGCCAAGACAUUCUCGGAUCUAAGAAAGCAUUCAGAAACCCACACCGAAGCUCCAUUCACUUGUCAUUUUGCAUCUUGUAAUUAUGUAACAAGGUCCUUUGCUAGUCUUACCAAUCACUUCAAACGAAAACAUCAGGAUGUAGCUACACAGAACUAUGCCUGCCAUGUUUGUUCGUCAGUAUUCACCAGAGGUUCUAAACUAACAGUACAUCUGAAGAAGAAACACAAAUUUAAAUGGCCAUCUGGUCAUUCUAGAUUUAGGUAUAAAAUGCAUGAAGAUGGAUACUUAAGAUUACAGACAGUACGUUAUGAAAGUAUGCAACUUAGUCAAAACCAGGACUCAACAGAUGGCAGUGAAUCAAAAGACGUCAAUGAAAACCAGGACAAAUAUGUUGUCGUACAUGAUCAAAGUUCUGAAAUGAUCUGCAAUGAUGAUACGGACAUGGAAAUGGAUGACACAAAUCCUCCGUCUGAUGUUGUUACUAUAGCAACGGGAGAUGAAUCUACGGGAUAUGUAAUUAAAACCACAGAUUUACAAGGACAUCAGAUUUGUGAUAUAGGAAAUAUUGUCAACAUGGUUAAUCAACCAUCAGAAAAAACAAGUGAUAUUGGAAGCACCAUUACUAUUGUAACUCAACCAUCAGAAAAAAGUUGUGAUGUCGGAAGUAUAGUGAGCAUGAUACCUCAUCCAUCAGCAAAUGUCUGUGACAUAGGAAAUAUUGUUUCCAUGGUGACUCAAUCAUCUGAAAAUUCACACAUAGCAACUUUAACAGAUUUAGAUGGAAGUGGACAACCAAGGGAGAUAAAUGUGACUAUAGUAGAGGCCCCAGAGGGUGGAUUUCAAGUUGUUGAUUUAUCAACAACAAAAAAGAAGAAAGAGAAACACAUGACCUAUAAUUUAGAAAUGUUAAGUGAUGUUGCUAUAACGUUACCUGGUGGGGCUGACCAGAGUGAGGAAUUAUGAUUUCAAAUCAGUUUAUUUAUUUAUUGGUGCUCUGUAAUUUGUUAAUGUGCUUUAAAUCCUAAAACAGAAGAUGGUGAAAAAUAUAUGGCCAGUUUAUAUGUAUGUCAACAAACUUUAGUGGCUUUAUUGAUUGAAUUAUUAUUUUGUUACCUAAUUUCUAAGCCUUUUUACAAUUUGAAAUUGUAAUGCAAAAUGUAGAUAUAUUUUCGACACUUGUAGAAAGACUUAUUAGUUUGUUAGUUUCAGUUUUAAAUAUGCCUUUGUUUGAUAUUUAGAUAAAAACAAAAAUUAAAUAAAUUUUGACAAUUAAAUUGGGUAAGAAGAAUUGAAUCCAAAAUUUUUUAUACAAAGAUGAACUUAUAUCUUUACAAACUGAUGCUUUAUAUCCUUAAAACCCAUAAUUGUCCCCUGUGUGAUGCAUUGCAGGGGGUCUUAACAAUACUGUGUGUCCAGCUGUCUGUCUGUUUGUCUGUCCAUCUAGUCUUAUAAGCACUCUCAUGUGUACAAUUCUUACCAGAUUUUUUAUGAAAUAAUAUCAAAGGUUUAUAUCAGCAAUGUCUCAGACAAGUUGGAAAAUCAGUGCUAAACAACUAUUUUUAAAGGAGUUAUGCCCUUGAAUAUAUAAAUUAUAUGAAAAAUUGCAUUGUAAUCUCUCUCAAGUCUAUAAUUCUAGCCAGAUAUUUAUGAAAUUUAUAUCAAAGGUUCAUAUCAGCAAUGCCUCUGACAAGUUUGAAAAUCAGUGCUGAUCAUCUUCCAAAAAAGAGUUAUGCCCCUUUGAAUAUUAAUUACAGUCGAUUCUCGUUAUCUCGAAGUCAGCCGGACCAGAGAAAUAUUUCGAGAUACCCGUAGUUCGACUCAAACGAAAACCGGAAGUCUGACAGUCCAAGGGACAUAAAUCUUGCUUAGCUUGGUAAGGCUAAAAUAAAUCCGGAUGGGAAGGGGAUCGAUAUUUUGGUUUCAGAUCGAUGUUUUUGUUUGUUAUGGUCUUUUAAUAUUAUAAUAACAUUUUAUGUCUCUUAUUUAUUUCUUUGUACAGUUACAAUUUGUCCCUUUGGCUUUUAGCCGGUUGAGAGUAAUUUCCAAUCGAUCUUACCGGGGCCUCGGUGGCCAAGUGGUCUAAGUAGUUCUACUACUGUAAUCACUAGCCAGUCAACACUGAGGUUGUGAGUUCGAACCCCGCUCGUGUGGGUGCACUCAACUCCAAUCUUAAUUGACUAUGAUUAUCAGUUUUCCUAUCGAAGGUCGGUGGUUUUCUCCGGGCACUCCGGCUUCCUCCGCCAAUAAAAACUGGCUGCCACGAAAUAGCCCAAAAGUGGCGCUUAAAAGUGGCGUUAAAACACUAACAAUCAAUCAAUCAAUCAAUCCAAUCGAUCUUAGCGUUAUUUAAAGUUGACAAAAUUGUUCAUUCUCGUAUACAAGAGAUUUUAGAAAAUUUAGAUUUCUUUUAAUUUUCUUUCAUUAAAAUAUUUUUCUGCAAGAGAAAAUAAAAAAAAAAAAAAAUAAAGACGCUGAUUGAGUAGUUUUGGGUUGAUCACCAACGGAAGUCUUAAUCCCCACUUUAUACACAGCCAAGCUCAUUAGUGUAUGAUUACGAUUAAUUGUUUUUAAAACAUUUUAAAUAAUUUUUCAUAAACUAUAACAAUGUAUCACUAAUUAUUUAUCAUGGUGAUCAAAGAAUCUUAAAUAAACACUCGUGGAAAAAGCAUGUCAUAAAUCAAUACAGUGGUCAAUGACCGGAAAUUUAAUUACAUGUGUAUUGUCAGAUUAACUCUUCAAUCCAUUUAAAUCCCCAAGGUCAUGUUUUGACAUAUGUGUUUUGAUUCUAGAUAAAUAAUGAAUUUUGAAUGGUUUUGUUAACCUUGGGACCAUAAAUUUAGUUCGAGUCAACCGAAAUUUCGACUCAUUCAAUCUCGACUCAUCAGGAGUCGAAAUACAUAUAUUUAUAUGGAACAAAGUUCCGGACCACGAGAAAACUUCGACUCAUCCGAAAUUUUGAGUCAACCGAGUUCAAGACAACGAGAGUUAACUGUUUAUAGAAUAUUGCAUUUUAAGCAUUCUCACACCUACAUUUCUUUUAAGAUUGUUAUGAAAUUUAUAUCAUAGGUUUAUAUCAGCAAUGUCUUGGGUGAUUUUGAAAAUCAGUGCUGAUCUAUUAUUUUUACAGGAGUUGUGCAGUGGAGGAUCCAGAAAUUUUCAUAAGUGGGGGCCCACUGACUGCCUAAGAGGGGGCCCACUGACUGCCUAAGAGGGGGCCCACUCCAGUCAUGCUUCAGUGAUUCCCUAUAUAAUCAACCAAAUUUUUCCCACAAAAGGGGGGGGGGGCCUGGGCCCCCUAAAUCCACUUCUGUUGUGUCUCAUUUAAAUGUAAUUUAUAUUGAACAUUGUAUUAUUAGCACCCUCACACCUACAAUUCUUGUCAAUUGUAAUGACAAUUACAUUAAAGGCUUUUAUUAACAAGAUCUUGUAGAAGAUUGAUGUUUAUUUUACAAAAGUGUUGAGGAACUUUCUCUUUUAUUUGGUGUAAAUUAAUUCAGUACAUUGUAUUUUUCAAUAAGACAUUUCUAUGAAUUAUCUUACUGAAGGAAUUAGUACAUAUACUGAACUAGUACUUGUAAUAUGUAAACAUUCAGUGUUCACAGGAUUGGUAUUUUGUGUACAUUAACUUGUUAACAUUUGUACAUGUGUUUUGUUAAUAAAAAUAACUUGGU
This is a messenger RNA of Mytilus californianus (California mussel), 4691 nucleotides long. Its product is annotated as histone H4 transcription factor-like. The transcript is spliced from 10 exons. The coding region runs from base 160 to 1983 and encodes 607 amino acids. Gene Ontology annotation, molecular function: DNA-binding transcription factor activity, RNA polymerase II-specific; RNA polymerase II cis-regulatory region sequence-specific DNA binding. The record is from RefSeq and is a predicted model, not a curated record. Gene Ontology annotation, biological process: anatomical structure development; regulation of transcription by RNA polymerase II. Lineage: Eukaryota; Metazoa; Mollusca; Bivalvia; Mytilida; Mytilidae.